Molecule: messenger RNA, 309 nt
Organism: Helobdella robusta
Lineage: Eukaryota; Metazoa; Annelida; Clitellata; Rhynchobdellida; Glossiphoniidae
Exons: 1
Biological process (GO): mRNA export from nucleus
Cellular component (GO): nucleus
Molecular function (GO): mRNA binding
Source: RefSeq, a predicted model, not a curated record
CCGAAAAACUUGGAAAAAGUCUGCAAUCACGAUUUAUUUGAAGGAACAGUCGGUAUCAGUGCAAAUAAGGCUGUCAAUGAAGGAAAAUUAUUAAUAUCAAACCUUCACUCUGGUGUCAUCGACUUUGACGUGAAGGAAAUCUUCUCAGAGUUUGGAGUGUUGAAAAAAGCAGCUGUGCAUUACAACUUUUCAGGUCAAUCACAAGGCACCGCCGAAGUUAUAUUUGCAUCAAAGCAGGCUGCUCUUCGGGCCAUAGAUCAUUAUAAUGCUGUCCCUCUUGAUGGACGUCCAAUGAAGAUACAAAUUGUC